AUGUCUACAGAAAAAGUUCCGGAUGAUGCUGAGCUAGCUGAACCGGAAGAAGCACAGGACGAGCCCGACGUCACCGUCAUGAAGAAGCCCAGUGGCAAGGCCAAGGCUAAAGCCAAAGCUGUUAAAGCCAAGGCAGCCCCAAAGAAAGGUUUGGUCAAAUGUAAAGAUGAACCGAAGGACGACGAGAAAGAGGAGGACGACGACGACCAGCCGAUGAAGAAGCCGGCCUCCAAAGCCCCGAUGAAGAAGCCUGCCACCCCCAAGGGCGGUGGCAAGGCUGCUCAGAAAGCAGCAGCUUUGAAGAAAGCUGCCGCUGAGGCGAAGAAGGCAGAGGAAAAGAAGAAGAAAGAGGAGAAAAAGAGAAAGAGAGAAGAGGAGAUCGCCAGAGACUGGAAGUCGGGCCUCCAGGCGGACGACGACCACCAGGAGGGCGAGCGAGGAGAGGAGGAAGAGCUCGACGAUGAUCCGUGCAUGGCGACGUUUACGAAGAACAAGUCGACAGAGAAAGAGAAAAGCCUCCCGAAGAGCCUGUUCAUGGGAAAAUUUAACUUGAACGAAGAGACCUUUGCUCGUGGAUUGAUGGACAACGACUUCCGGCAGGUCAAAAAAAGUGAUGGGAGGAUUGAGUAUGCUUGGGGCCAAUCGGAGCACUCCACAACCCGUGGAAAGCAGUCGAAAACAACCCUCCAGACCCAAGCCCAGGGAAGCCGCCAAGACAUCGCGAAGUUCAGCAAGACUGCGAAGUCGUGGAAAAUCGGCUUGUUUGCCCAGUCGGACGACCCGGACGGAGACG
This is a messenger RNA of Symbiodinium necroappetens, 793 nucleotides long. The record is from the annotation of a GenBank genome assembly. NCBI's taxonomy places the organism in Eukaryota, Dinophyceae, Suessiales, Symbiodiniaceae.